Oenanthe melanoleuca is the source of this 2747-nucleotide messenger RNA. It is a transcript of the gene ANGEL2, whose product is annotated as angel homolog 2. Gene Ontology annotation, biological process: 3'-UTR-mediated mRNA stabilization. The coding region runs from base 414 to 2096 and encodes 560 amino acids. The transcript is spliced from 10 exons. The record is from RefSeq and is a predicted model, not a curated record. Gene Ontology annotation, molecular function: mRNA 3'-UTR binding; 3'-5'-RNA exonuclease activity. NCBI's taxonomy places the organism in Eukaryota, Metazoa, Chordata, Aves, Passeriformes, Muscicapidae.
GGUUCUUUAAGCUGCCCCUGUAUUUCUCCCUGCGGAUGGGCUCUCAUGCGUGCACAGGUCUACAGAACACUUUGGUCUUAGAAAACCAGAACUUAGGAAACCCUCCAGGGUUUGAGGGGCAUCGCUUCACUUCUAAGGAGCAGGAUUUUGUGCCACAGGACCCUGUCCUUUUUAAGCAGGGCCAGCAUUUCCUCUGUCCUCAGAAGACCUCAAGAAAGCGUUCUAAGUGCUUACCCAAGCAACAUCGGCAGAGCCAGAGGAUUGUUUCUCAGCUGGAAAGCAGCGGUGGGUCUGUCAGCAGGGGCUGCAGGGCGGGCAGCCUCCCACCCGUCUCUCAGCCAGCUCUCCUCAGCACAGAACCUUCAGCUGCGUUUUAAAACCUGACAGUCUUGAAAUACUUGCUUGGACACUCCAUGCUGCCCCGCCAUGUGCAGAGGCUGGGCAGAGACUGGAUCACCCACUGGAAUGGCUCCCAGAUAUUGGCCUUGAACAGCCCAGUUCCCAGCUGUAUGAGAUGGGCCGGACACUAUCCUCCCUGGGGCUCCUUUCCACUCCCUCUUCCAGCUGAUUUUUCAGCAAACUGGAGAUUCCAUCCAUUUUUUGGGCCUUGGAGGCAAUUUCAGACCUCUAAUUGGCAUCUUGAUAACUACACACAAAGUUGUUGCUUUCACCUACCCAACCCCAGUAUGAAAUCUGAGGGAGAAGAACCACUGACAAAGAAGAGAAGACUCAGUGGCCAGGAUGAUACUUCAGCUCCUGAACAAAAAACAAACUUGUCUAAUCAGAAGGAAGUAUCUUGUCUUUCUGUAGCACAGAAUGAAGAAAAACAUGGCAGCAAGAAAGGAACCAUCAAAAGACACUGGGAAUAUUUCUGUCAGCAGAGUAAAACAAUGAAAAUCGCUGAAAAUAAAGGCUCUGACCGAAGCAGUACAGGAAGUGAGGCAGCAUUUGAUUUUACAGUCAUGUCCUACAAUAUUCUCUCACAGAAUUUGUUGGAAGACAACUCUCACCUGUACAAACACUGCAGGCAGCGAUUAUUAUUCUGGACAUACAGAUUUCCCAACAUCCUGCAAGAAAUCAAAGAGCUGGAUGCAGAUGUGCUGUGCUUACAAGAAGUCCAAGAAGACCAUUACAGAGCAGAGAUCAAGUCAAGUUUGGAAUCCCUGGGCUAUCACUGUGAGUAUAAAAUGAGGACAGGCAGAAAACCUGAUGGCUGUGCCAUUUGCUUCAAAACUUCCAAAUUUAGCCUGAUUUCCUCAAACCCUGUGGAAUUUUUUCGCCGUGAUAUUCCGCUCUUGGACAGGGACAACGUUGGACUGGUGUUGCUGCUACAGCCCAGAUUUCACUGUAAAGCCAAUGCUGCCAUCUGUAUUGCCAAUACACACCUGCUGUACAACCCAAGGAGAGGGGACAUCAAACUGACCCAGCUUGCAAUGCUCCUGGCAGAGAUUGCCAGUGUUGCCCCUCAGACAGAUGGCUCCUUCUGCCCCAUCAUCAUCUGUGGGGACUUCAAUUCUGUUCCUGGCUCUCCACUGUACAGAUUUAUAAAGGAAGGAAAGUUAAAUUAUGAAGGACUUGCUAUAGGGAAGGUCUCUGGACAAGAACAGUUUCCAAGGGGACAAAGAAUCUUAUCUAUUCCAAUUUGGCCAAAAAAAUUAGGUAUUUCACAGAACUGUGUAUAUGAAAUAAAACAGCAACAAAAGGAAGAAAAUGCAGGAGAAAAAUUGGAAGCAGCAAAACAGGACAACACUCAGGAGAUUGUAAUAGCAUCUGAAAAGUUGUCUUCGAAAUUGAGGCACCAUUUUAAAUUGUCUUCAGUCUAUUCUCAUUACUUCCCUGACACUGGGAUACCAGAAGUGACAACUUGUCAUUCCCGAAGCGCUGUCACAGUGGAUUAUAUUUUCUAUUCUGCAGCAAAUGAUGAUACUGCUGCCCAGCCAGGAGCAGAGGAUUCUUUUUAUGGAGGUCUGAAACUUCUUGGCAGGCUGGCACUUGUAACAGAGAAAGAUCUUUGGACUGUUAAUGGUCUUCCCAAUGAAAAGAACUCUUCUGACCACCUGCCACUGCUAGCAGAGUUCAGGCUUAUUGAACGGUAAUAUCCAAAGGACUUUGGGUGUAGGUAAAGUUCCCUUUACCUUCUCUCUUCCUGGAAUGAUUAUUUUUUAAAAGGUUAAUUCAAGCACUGCUGGUCCAGUUUAAAUAAGUUUGCCUGCAUGCUGAUUUGUUAAUGUUGUGUAAAGUAGACUUUCUAAAGGGACUUACUUUUUUAAAAAAAAAAACAUUUAAUUUACUUUAUGAAGUCUUUUAGGGAGAAAAAGAAAAGAUUUUACAUCAGCUUCUUCUUUGAUAAAGGAAAACAUCUGUGCCAGGCUCAAAAUGGCAUUAUUUUUCAUGGAUAUGUUGUAAAUUAUUUUUAUUGUAAAUCACAGUAAAAAGGACUAUUCUGAGAACUGUGUGUUUCUUCAAGCAAAGGGGAAUGUGUUUGUGUGCCUGCAGCAUUUUAUAAUGAGUUGAAAAUAAUGUUUUACUACAAAUGUGCUGUGUGGACACUUCCAUCUUAACACUUCUGCAAAGGAAUUCAGUGUUGUAAGUGCAGAGGCUGCAAGACUGAACUUUCAAAGGAAGAAGGGCAUAUAGGCAAAUAUUUAUGCUUUAAGAAUUUGCUGCUUAAAAUUCUAAGGGCUUAAAUACAGAUACCAUUCAAUCUUUUUAAAGUAUCUGAAAUAAAGCUUAAUGAGCACACCACA